AUGACUUCCAUCUUGCGCCUGGGAAGCAAGGACCGCUCAUCAUUUCUAUUUCGACGACACAAUACCGACGACUCAACCGCCGACAAUCCGUCCCUUGCCCUACCAGACAUUUCUCACAUCGAUCCAGAAUCAUUCUCUGAUCUAUUUCACCACUUCCAAAACUACACCGCAGCAGAAGAUGCUCAAUCGUCCGUGUCCCGUGUAUCCACUCUCGUGAGCGAUCCCCUCGCCUCCAAAGCUCUUGCUGCCGCUCCAGGUUCACAUGAACCGCGGCAACAGAGGCUACGCCUCGAUAUAACCAGAAACGACUCGACGGGCUCAUCCCAAUACUCUCAAGUCAGCCGUGGUGACAGCGACUUCUCCCCACUCGUCACCCGCAAGUCAUCCAGCUCGAGUUAUAUACAAGAACCUGUGUCGGCCAUUUCUCAGACUGGAGGCGACUUGUUCUUGACAUCAAAGCCUAGAAAGCCCCUGGUGCCACAGGUCGCCAAAGGACAGUCACAUGUCAAUUUUCCUGGUCGCAAAUCCUCCCAACCCUCUCGUUCAGCUGCCCACCUGCCACUAAAUCUGGACAAGCCUCUUCCCCCAGGACCUGGGGAUAGGUUUGCUCCAUCCUUGUCAGUCCCCAAUUUGUUAUCUCCAAAGGAACUGGCCGAAUCGUCUUCAAGACCACCAAGGUCCAAAGCACCAGCUUCAACGCCGAUGGCCGCUACUGGAAAUACAUCUCACCCUGAGAGAACAGUCUUGAGCAGAAGAGCUUCAAGCGGCCAGGUCUUGUCAGAACUACCAGCCUGGACCCCCAAAGCUGUGCGGGAAGCACGACGAACAAAUGCGCAUUCAAAAUUGCAUGAACGAAAGCGUUCUGCUUCCGAGGCUGCAGUCCAACGUGUACCACACGGCCUUGACCCCAGACAUCGAUCAGGCGCACAAACCGUGGUACUCUCACCCAAUUCGCUCCCAUCGCACCAGGUCAUGCGCGUCCGUCUACCAAAAAAGCACGAUCACAUCAAUGUUACCACAGCAGAGAAUGUCAUCUUUCAUGUCAUGAAGAAUCUAGAUUCAUUCCAAGAUUUAAAGUCCGCUUCAUUGGUCAGUAAAGGUUUCCAGAGGACAUUUCAACGCAAUCAGUCAAGACUGGUCGAACAUGUCCUGUUCAGUCACUCUCGUGCAGCCUGGGAAUUUCGACACAGCCUGCAACGCAGCCAACCCUCACAAGAAUUUAGGAUGAAGGACUACUGGCAUCACUACAGUACUCUGACUGCCCUGAAAUCUCUUUUCCUGGAACAUUGUGCCUCUUUCGCCAAAGAUCGAACCAUCCUGGGACUCGAGGGCCGAGAUCCGACCCGCCAGAAGGAUCUCGACAACGCGAUAUGGAGAAUUUGGAGCUUUUGCAAUCUUUUUGGGCCAUCGACGGGUCAAACAGGCUCGAUCCAAUUACAGAUCGACUGGCUGAACGGUUCCAGAGCUGCUGGCAACAAGCAAAUUAGUGCAAAUUUCGGAGGCGGCAAUGGUGUUGGCCUGAAAACUCAAGAACUGGAGGAUCUGAGUGAAAUGUGGCAAUGCUUGCAGACCCUGGUAGCUGGAUUCCAUGGACGUGUGGCCGAGGCUAGGGAUGUUGGUGUGUUUGACAACUGGCAGUUGAUACACAACACAUCAGAGGAGGAGCACCUGGUUGAGUGGACGUCAUAUCUGCUGUGUCUCGGUCCACAGACAGUCCUCUCGGUUGCUUCCGGAUCCUUCGAUCAAGCCAGACUUCUCGGACUCACACGAGCAUGGCCCCUGCUCCCCCCGGGACAAUCGCGCGCGAAAUUCGUCCUGGAUGCCAUUUCACAAGUGUAUCAAGAUCGGGUGCUAGAAGAGGCCAAGGCUAAAGCAGCCAGGUUCUCGAUGGUACGCAUGCCGGUUCAUAGACCAACCAAAUCUCUGGACGGCCAUGAUUUUGGCCUCGCACAUGAACCUGAUUACGGCGUCAACAAGGUGCAGUCACUGCGUAUAAACACUUCUAACCCUCGGCGAAGGCCGAUGUCUACUGCAGUCACACUCAGUCCCCCUAUCGAAAUUCGUCCGGACUGUGAUCCUCUGAGUGCGACGAAUCGGAACUCCAGCAUGUUCCCAACCUCGCCAACGGCCGAUCCCUCUGUAUUUUAUGGAUUAGGGACAACUUCGACUCUGAGCGCAAAGCUUGGGGCGACAUUGUUCCCUGUGCAGUAUGCUGCACCUGGGCCGAAGGUACCUUUUCAACGGACGGAACGGGCAGCAGCACUGCGAUCCGAUAUCGUGGAUCCAGUGGACAAGGCGAUGGAUUUGCUGGUCCGCGAGCUAGGAUUUGAAGAGACGAGAGCUCGUAAGGCGUUGGCCAUGUGUGAUUCAGGAUCCGGCAUUGACCUGCAGAAAGCGGUUGAGUUGCUCGCACUUGGUGCCAAGGACGUGAGCCGUUCAGCAGCACCAGCGGUCGAAUUGCCGACGCCUCAGGAUCUGUUGAGUCCCAAUCGGGCGAAAAAGGAGUCCAAGGUGUAUUGCGACGGUCACUGCAGAAGUGGGAGCGACACGACCAUGCAUCGACGGCAUCGUUCGACCGGAAGUUCAUCGCUCGCUUCAGCCAGUCCCAUGGCAGGGUCUACGGUAGAGAGUUUUUCGGCGCCAACUCAGUCUGGAUCAGCAACAUCGGGGCCGGCUGUCUCUCGCACCAAGACGGUGAGCCUCAGGGCGUGGAGAGCCCUGACCAAGGGUGAUAGUCUUCCACGACGCAAGAACUCUGUUCUUUACAUCGAGGAGUACCAAGCCAAAGUGGAGCGAAAAAGAAGCAUGCGAAUUGCGAAUGACAUGCAAAACCAGAAGGUCAAAGACGGUCUGGGCAAGAAUUUACUCGGGCUUGGGCUAGGGAUCGGCAGUUCCCCAGCCGCAAAGACGGUCGAGGACCAGCUCGACAAUGCACGCUCAAAAGAGAGGCUGAAGAAAGAGAAGCCAGGAACAUUUUUCAGACCAAGAAACCCACACCCUCCCCCCGCGAAAUCAUCCAGAGCACAUUAAUUUCAGUGGUUGAUGGGGCUUAGGGUAAUAAACAAUGUCGAGCAGUAAACAUCGCGGCAUUUUGAACAGCUCCUCACUAGAGCUGUGCUGUAUAUCACAUUAUUUACAUUACGGUGCAACACAAAUGGCGUUUCGAGGCUGGUGGAGGCAAGCCUUCUAAUGACAGAAGACACAGACGGAGGGCAAAUCUUGGAUAGUGAGCACAGAAGUGACUCUCCACCAGAGACUUUUGAUCUGCCGACGGAUAGACGUCGCGGGAGUGUUGUUCACUUGUUCACGGGCAUUUCCAUGGCAUAUCGGCAUGAGACACACCAGGAUGACUACUUACGAAGCGUUGCUA
Messenger RNA from Exophiala mesophila, 3370 nucleotides. RefSeq lists its product as uncharacterized. Bases 1 to 3030 code for a protein of 1009 amino acids. The record is from RefSeq and is a predicted model, not a curated record. Lineage: Eukaryota; Fungi; Ascomycota; Eurotiomycetes; Chaetothyriales; Herpotrichiellaceae. The transcript has a single exon.